Labeo rohita (rohu) is the source of this 2446-nucleotide messenger RNA. RefSeq names its product cellular communication network factor 2b (gene ccn2b). The record is from RefSeq and is a predicted model, not a curated record. Gene Ontology annotation, molecular function: heparin binding; integrin binding. Bases 177 to 1220 code for a protein of 347 amino acids. Gene Ontology annotation, cellular component: extracellular matrix; extracellular region. Gene Ontology annotation, biological process: cell adhesion; signal transduction. The transcript has 5 exons. Lineage: Eukaryota; Metazoa; Chordata; Actinopteri; Cypriniformes; Cyprinidae.
ACCCCUCUGGGUCGCGUGGCAUGGCUUGACUCCGGUGGGCUACACCCCAUUCUGGUAGUAUUUAAAGAGGGGCUCUCUGCUCUCCACUCCACUACAAUCCUGCAGUCUGACACAGACACCAGAGAACCAAAACAAACCCGUGGAGUGUGCGCUUCUGUUGGGAACUCUUGGAGGAAAUGGCUGGAACAGUAUUCAUCAGAUCAUGCAUCGUUCUCUGCUUGCUUAUACACACGGCGCUGUGUCAAGACUGCUCUCAGCCCUGUGACUGCCCAGCUGAGAGCCCUUUGUGCCCUGUAGGCACCAGUCUAGUGCUGGAUGGCUGCAGCUGCUGUAAAGUGUGUGCCCGACAGGCAGGAGAGCCCUGCUCUCUCCUGGAGCCAUGUGACCAUCAUAAAGACCUGUAUUGUGACUAUGGUGUGCUGAGUGACACUGAGACAGGCAUCUGCAUGGCUCAAGAGGGUCAGACGUGCGACCUGGGUGGUGUGAUUUACCGCAGUGGUGAGACGUUUCAGCCUAGCUGCAAACAUCAUUGUGUCUGCAUGAAUGGGGAGAUUGGCUGCGUGCCGACUUGUGCCAGCAACGUUCGGCUGCCUUCUCCAGACUGUCCCUACCCAAGACGCGUCCAGAUCCCUGGCAAGUGCUGCGAGGAGUGGGUGUGUGACCAGAUCCCACAGGAAGACACCUUCCAGUCAGCAAUGGCUGCAUAUAGAGAACUGUCUGGUCCAGAUGUCCAGCCAGAGAGCGCAAGGGACAACUGCAUUGUCCAGACCACUGACUGGAGUGAAUGCUCUGCAACCUGUGGCAUGGGGGUGUCCUCUCGUGUAACCAACGACAAUGAGCAAUGCCAGCUGGAGCGGCAGACCCGCAUGUGCAUGAUCCGCCCCUGCAACGCAGCGCUGGAAAAGGACAUCAAGAGAGGGAAGAAGUGUGUGCGGACCCCAAAGAGCCAGCGUGGGAUGCGUUUCGAACUGUCCGGAUGCCAGAGUGUCAGGCUGUAUAAGCCGAAGUUCUGCGGGGUGUGUACGGACGGCCGCUGCUGCACGCCUCACACCACCGCCACGGCUGAGGUGGAGUUCCGCUGUCCCGAGGGAGACUUUUUCAGGAAGAAGAUGAUGUUCAUUAAGACCUGCUCCUGUCAUCACAACUGCCCCCGUGAAAACGAUAUCUUCCUCGCCUCAAACUCACGGAGAAUGAUCGGGGACUAUGAUAAUGACAUGUGAGGAGCUGACGAUCAUACACACACACACACACACACACACUGACGAUCAAGCACAUGUGCACAUGAGGCAGCUCCGUGUUUUACUGGACCCUGAAAUUCUCACGUCUCGUGAGCAGAUAAACGAGAAUGUUUGACAUGAAGUGGGCAUCGAUAAUGGCCCCGCAAAUGUUUCUUCUCUUGUUUUUUUAUUUUGUGAAGCUCUGAAGUCAUCUGGCUGUUUGACUGGUUCUGCUAUAGCAGGCCUAAAGCACUGAGAACUUUGUGUUAGUAGGAUAGUUUACUCAAAAAUGACAGUUCUGUCAUUAUUUACUCAACCUCAUGUUGUUUCGGGAGAAUCUUGAUGCAGCUCUUUUCCAUACAAAGAAAAUUCAAUCAGCACAUCCAUAAAGCUAAAGAAAAAGGAGCACAAAGCACCAGAGAACCAAAACUGAACUCCAUAUUCCAGAUUCUCAAGUCAUGAUGUAAUUCAUUAUAAGGAAUAGACUAUUUAAAUCGAUCACUAUGGUCAAAAGCUGCAUGAAGAUUCUUUAAAAAUUAUCCUUUUCUGGAGAAAAUUGGCAUGGGUUCGGAAUAGCUUAUUUUGAUUACUGAUUUUAAAAUAUAUUAUUUUAGUUAUUUUUGGGUAAACUAUACCUUUAAGACAUUGUGGACAUAGAGUACUUAAUUCAAUCAUUCAUAUAAUGAGUUAAUUUCAAGAACGUUUUCCUUAAUACAGGAAUAGAUUGAAAUGACAAUAAUGUAAUCAUACACUUGAUAUGUAUUUUUUCGUUUAAUUUGUCAGUUGGGUUAUCAUUAUUUACGAUUAUUUUACCUUAAAACAAGGAAUAAUAUUUAACAACUGACCUUAAUAACUUUUAAUGUUUGUAUCUAAUUGAACCCAAACUGUCGAGUAUGAAAAUCACUAAUGAGUCCCAAAGUAUUUUGGGAAGAAAACACUCCAACAAACAAGGCUCAGAUAAUGAGAUACUGCCUAGAUGUUGUUUACUGUUUAUUUAAUAGGAAAUGAAUGGAAAGGAACUGAACAAUGACGAAUACACCUUGUGUAAAUACUGUAAGAAGACCGUGUACAGAUUGUACUAAUUUAUGUAACUGUCGUUUAACUCUUAAGUGUAGUUUUGUAUGUGUACUGUAUUACUCUGUGUUCAUUGUAAUCACCUGGCAAUGAUACCAGCGAGUCAUUUUCUGAUGCACUUUUAUUUUCCAAUAAAGAAAUUAUAUUUUUAUAUA